UUAUCCGCCCACCGGAGAGGUGAAAUCUUUAUCUUUAUCCUUAUUGAGUGGCUCCAGUUGGGUUUUUUUUUUUGGAGUGGGCUUGCGGAUGCAGUUGUUGUGCACUCCCUUCUCAGAAGAUCCGUUGCCGAGCUGUCAAGGCUCGCCGCUGCGUGGUACCCGACCCCCGGUGCCGCGGUGCGUUCUGGCCGAGUUUUAAGUGGGAGCCCCUCGGCGUGUCGGGCUCCGUCGUCCGGUCUUCUUUUUCUUACUGAGCCAAAAAAAACUAAAAACCUUCCAAGCUGCUCACCGGCUCGUUUGUCGGCUUCGUAUCGCUUCCCUUUUACUGUUCACCGGGAUAAACGGAGGCGCAGCGGCGGCAGGGACCAUGAGCGGACAAGGGGACGAGGCCACGGAAAGCUCCCAAGAACCCACCGCGGAGGCAGCGGAGCCCCAGAAGAGGAGGCCGGGGAGACCGAGGAAGCCCCCAAAAGAACCCAGCGGAGAGCCUGUCCCCAAGCGACCAAGGGGCCGCCCCAAAGGAAGUAAGAACAAGGGCCCCUCCAAGGCAGCGCAGAAGAAAGCUGAGGCGACCGGAGAGAAAAGACCCAGGGGGCGACCCAGGAAAUGGCCGCAGCAAGUCGUCCAGAAAAAGCUUGCUCAGGGAGAAGAGGAAGCAGAAGAGGCUGGAGAGUCCACAGAGGAGGACUAAGCUACCACACAAUGAAAUCUCUACCUCAUUUAGCUGUCAAGUCUUUCAAAGGGAAAAGACUGCCUUGACCACUUAUUUUUUAACUUUUUCCAACAUGCUAUUUUACUCAACUCAAUUUCUAUUAGAUCAUUUUAAACCUUUGCUCUGUCAAUCAAUGGGCAGAAACGGCCUUUAAAUUGCCCCUCAUACAUUUUCACAUAGUUAAUAAAAACAAAUGUUUAGUCGUUGUGUUGGUGUUAGCGCACAUUGGUAACAGAUUCAAACCAGCACAGAGUUUAACUCCAGACAUUCUGGUUGUCAAAACAAACGGAUCAGGCUACAGACAGAAACCACAUUGGCCUGGUGCAACACACUCCUCGACAAGACACAACAAGUAAUUAAAUGAUUCACGGUCCUCAGAUCAUCAUCGUGUCCACACGAGUAAGAGCUUUAGUAGGGGGAGAAUCAACCCGAAGACUGCGCCAUUGUCCUGAUGUGCACAUGCACACAGUCUCAUCAGAACUCCGCUUCGCUCUCGCUGAUGUCGGUGAACUGCCCCGCCUACUGCUCUAGAAAACGAUAGAACCUCUUCACAUCCUGUCGGUGCUCCAACUACUACUGUGACCCCAUUGCUCGGAUUUAUAUUAACAAGCUUGUCUACGUUGUGUUCUCCAGCUUGUUCUUUGUGCAACAUAGCUUUAAAACCUCAAUCCCAUCACUGACGUUAAAUCGUCAAAGAACAUUAACCUCAAGAAAAAACAAAAUCAAACCACACAAUACCUCAUGAUUCACUUGAUACCUGGACAACUCAUCACUACUUCACUGCCACAGAAAGCCUUACCUUUAAGGAAACCUGAUGGUAUGCCAGUGCCUUCUGGUCAUUGAUGCAAUGCAUCCUAUCAUGAUUUCAAACUACCUCAGCACAGCCAAUGGAAACUGUUGCUCAGCACACACAAAACGAUGCCAGGCGAGUCAAGGCAGGUUGAAGAUUAUACUGCACAUUAAUGCGAGGUCAUGCCGGUUAGUUUUUUUCUUGUCAUGAGGGAACAGAGAUGAGGGAACAGAGAAAUCUUUUUUGUUUGAUUACGUCAGGUAAACACUACAAAAUCCAGAAAGUAAAGAUCCAAAAGUUCUACAUCAUGAAGCCAUGCGCAUAAACAUUAAAAGAAACCAUCUGUCCUGUUGGUUAUGACAUGUCUUACCAGUGAUUUGACAAGAGUGCAUUGAUAUGAAGAAUAUUUGUUAAAACUCUGAAUCUUAAUCCACAUGUAUGUCAUUAGAUCACAUGUUUUUACUUAUAACUGGUUGUGGUCGUGCUCACUUUGGAUUGUGGAUUCUCGCUCACUCGCCUUGGUCAAGAAAGAGUUGAUGGAUUAUAACAAAUAUCUUGGCGGAUAAAUUCUAACGAACAUUGAACUCAUGACUGAUCAGCUCUUUAAAUACCUAUUUAUACUUUUGCUUUGCUGGACAUUUCAUGUAAACACAACAACUUUUGGGUCGAACUGAUUUCUUCCUAUUUAAGGCAGUGAGACCUUCUUCACUGAUGAUGGUGAUGGUGAUAUUGAUGAGAGAAGGUCAGUUAUCCACCCUAUAACAUUUGUCUGUGUCUUCUAAAUCCAACAGUUAAACUGAAAGUAUCUAUACUUGUCUCCAACCUCAUCUGUGAAAGGAGGCUAGGUAUUAGCCAUGUGACUGAAACGUCAACAUAACCUGUAGGAAUGACGGUAACAUUUAGAAAAUUAUGACAUUUAGCCACAAGUAGUUGGCCGAGUAAACUCAAGCGAUAAAAGCGUUGCGAGAUUUCACUUUGCUUUUGGUGUGAACGCAGCAAUAGAGAUCUCUAGAAUUGAAGUGAAUUUAUUUGUUUGUCUCAGUCAUCACUGUGCUUACUCUCCUGAUGUGAUCUUCUUUAGAGAUUCCUGGAAAAAGCCUCCAUUCAAUGGUUUCUUUUACAUACUUAAAACAGAAAAGCAGCUAGCAUAUCAUGUACUGUUUUCCUAAAUGUUCAUUUUUAUCUCAACAUUGUAAUGAAACCUGUUUAGCAUCAUCUGCAAAAUGGAACUUUUUAACAAACUCUUACUUUGAAUUCAUUUUUUUUCUGAUUUAUACAAUGGUUUAAUGUGGAUCAAUAGUCAUUAUGGCACUUCAUGAUAUCAAUACAAAUGUUUUAUUUUUUGCCUUUGAAUAGUUAGUUGUUUUUUAUGAGCUAUGUACUACCUAUAAAUGUACAGUACCUCAAACUGACGGUUAAAAUGGACUAACCAAUUGACAAAUACCUACCUCCAGUUUAUUCACAUUGUAUGAUAUGAUCUAUAUCAGGACUGCAAAAACUCAUUACCUAAUGUAUCAGAUCAAGCUUCCAAUCUCAGUACAUUUGGAUUCUCACAUUCAAAGUGACUUUUGGGUUUUGAAACAGAUAUGUCUGAAUUUUGUAUAUUGUAUUCUCGUAAUGUUUUCUUAUUUUUAAUUAGUAGAUAGCUGUUUUGUGUACUUCACACAAAUGUGAUCUCUUUUCUUGUAAUAUGGUUAAACCAGAUGUAAUUGGAAUUGUUUUUUACUUAGUGAUGGAUUAUAUAAUUCAUUACCCAUCAUCAUGGCAACCUUUGAAAAGUUUACGUGGUAUAUCUAACUGGGCCUGAGGUAGAGCCUCGUAGGUACUACGUUGAUCAUGUUACACCGUUCUUCAUCACCCACAACAGAAUGGAACCGUGGCUGUUUAGUACAGGUUGUGGUAAACUCUCGCCAACCAACAAUCUGCACAUGUCUUGGAUAAUAUUACAUGAUUUGUUUUGUUUUGUUUUUAGGAAGCCUAAAAAUACACCAGAAGGGAAAAAAAUCAAAUUAAAAUAUUUCCUUCAUAACCUAAACUAUGCAGACACUGUGCAGGUGAUGCGGUUUCUAAUAAUCUGACCAAUCCCAACAGAGACAUACGCUGCUAUUAAAUAAGCUACCUGAGCUAGCUGUUAAAAAUGGCUGAUCAGUGCCUUUGAGUCAAUGGUUUCGAAACAGACAGGCUUUAAUUUUAAUAGCAUCCAUUACCCAAUGUCGAAAUUCUUUCAGCUCUGGGAGUCUUAAUUAAGAUUUCUCCUCAUGAUAUCCUGUUCUAGUACAAUCAAAUACAAAUUGCUACCUCCAGAAAGGCCUACCUUUACCUCAUUUUCAAAAUUACUGUUAAAAAUUCAGGUGUACGAGAGCAUAUGGAGAACAUUUUAAAAUGUCUAUAUAUAUAUCUAUACAUAUAUAGAGUAUAUGGUUUAUUUUUGUGGGGAUGAAUUUUAAAAGACGCUUCUUCGCUGACUCUCAUUCAUUGUUCGGUAUUACUGGACUUGUAACCUUAAAAAAAUAAUUUUCUUACUGUAUGCAAUGUUUCUUAGUUGCAGAGAGGGAAGUGUGUGAUUUCCCUCUGCCUUGCUCCUUCUGUGAGUAUUUUAAAUGUCUUGUACCGUGACUAACUGUUGUUGCUUUCUCUACCCACAUAGUAUUACUGUCUUUUAUUUCUCUACAAAUUCUGCUUGCUUCUUAGACAAAAGUCUUUAUAGAUAUUCACUGCGUUUUACCCAGCACAAUAAAAAAAAUAUGGCAUCCAUAACAUAAA
Messenger RNA from Pungitius pungitius (ninespine stickleback), 4265 nucleotides. It is a transcript of the gene hmga2, whose product is annotated as high mobility group AT-hook 2. Bases 368 to 691 code for a protein of 107 amino acids. Lineage: Eukaryota; Metazoa; Chordata; Actinopteri; Perciformes; Gasterosteidae. Gene Ontology annotation, cellular component: nucleus; chromatin. The record is from RefSeq and is a predicted model, not a curated record. Gene Ontology annotation, biological process: regulation of DNA-templated transcription. The transcript has 5 exons. Gene Ontology annotation, molecular function: transcription coregulator activity; DNA binding.